Podarcis lilfordi (Lilford's wall lizard) is the source of this 1415-nucleotide messenger RNA. The record is from the annotation of a GenBank genome assembly. NCBI's taxonomy places the organism in Eukaryota, Metazoa, Chordata, Lepidosauria, Squamata, Lacertidae.
AUGAGAAAGGACCAUCUCCAAGCCCUCACUUUCGACAACUUCUUUUCAACCUCAGCCCAAGGCCUCGUGUGUAAGCUCUGUCAUUCCGGAAAUGGCAAGGCCUGCUAUUCAACAGAAGAAACGUGCAAGACUCGCUUUGGAAAGUGUUACACCUAUACCAGCUACCUUGGUAAGACCUGGCGAUGGGCCGCAGCUCAGCGGUAAAGCGCCCUGUUCCCAGCAUCUCCAGACAGGGGUAGGAACGGACUCAGCCGGGAAUCCCAGAUGGUCACUGCUUGUCAGGGUAAGCGGCCCUGAGGCGGAUAGGCCCAUAGUCUGACUCGGCCUAAGGCAGCUUCUUAAAGCUGUGGAUUCAAACCAGAAGCUGCUGUAACCCAGUCAGAUUGUUGGGUGAUGGUGGCUUACAAAUAAUAAAGGGCCUGGAGGCGGGUGGCACUGUGGUCUAAACCACCGAGCCUCUUGGGAUAGCCGAUCAGGUCGGUGGUUCAAAUCCCCACGACGGGGUGAGCUCCUGUUGCUCUGUCCCAGCUCCUGCCAACCUAGCAGUUUGAAAGCACACCAGUGCAAGUAGAUAAAUAGGUACCGCUGCGGUGGGAAGGUAAAUGGCAUUUCCGUGCGCUAUGGUUUCUGUCACGGUGUUCCGUUAUGCCAGUAGCAGUUUAGUCAUGCUGGCCACAUGACAUAGAAAGCUGUCUGUGGACAAAGGCCGGCUCCCUUGGCCUGAAAGCGAGAUGAGUGCUGCAACCCUAUAGUCUCCUUUGACUGGACUUAACAGUCCAGAGGUCCUUUACCUUACAAGUAAUAGCAUUAUUAUUAUUAUUAUUAUUAUUAUUAUUAUUAUUUCAGUGGUACCUCCACUUACAUUCCCCUCUACUUACGUAUGCUGUGGGAAGUAUUUUUCCUGGUUUCGCUGCAUGCGCAUGCACAAAAGUGCUCUAUGUGCCAUGCGCAUGCGCAGAAGCGGCACCUCUGGUUGUGAGUUCCUUGGGAUGCGACCGGAGCUCCGGAACGGAUCCCGUUUGUAACUGGAGGUACCACUGUAUUAUUUAUUUAUUUAUUUAUUUAUUUAUUUAUUUAUUUAUUUCUGGGUGUAUCCAUAAAAAGAAAAGGAAAUGGAAGGUGGCCUUCCGGAUUAUGUCAUCCUGGUUUUUCCUUUUGACAUGUUGGAGGGCAUGGAAUUGUAUGUUGGCCUUAAGCUGACCAUGACGUCACUCGUUUUUCUCCUUGGUCAUAUUAUUGUCUUUCCCCUCACAGAUGAUGAGCUCUAUUUCAUGAGUUAUGGCUGUGUGAGUGAUGAAUAUUGGGAAUACUGCAACGCAGUUCAAAAGGACGGAAAAUACACACACAUUGAUUCUUGUUGUGACACUGACAAGUGUAAUGGGAAAGCCCUACCUCUGCCUCGUGGCGGAAAUUAA